AUGCUCGAUUUGAACGAGGAUCAAUUAUUGAGGGUACCGAUUUGCAGUAAAGGCGAGCUGGAAAAGAGCACCGCCGGAUAUUUCGGAACUCGCCGUUUGGAUCCUGAACAAUGGAUCGCGUGGGCAAGCGAAUGCAAAUAUCUUCCCGAAUCCGAUGCAAUUUCGCUAUGCGCCGCACUAAUCGACCGGCUGGUAAUGGAGCCGAACGUCGUGCCAAUCUCGUCGCCUGUCACAAUUUGCGGCGAUAUUCACGGCCAAUUCUAUGAUCUACUCGAGCUUUUCAAAACCGGCGGAACGGUUCCCGAGACGAAAUAUAUAUUCAUGGGCGAUUAUGUCGAUCGCGGGCAUUAUAGUCUCGAGACAGUCACUCUAUUGUUUUGCUUAUUGCUUAAAUAUCCGGAUCAAAUCACGCUGUUGCGCGGCAAUCACGAAUCGCGGCGAAUCUCGAGCGUUUAUGGGUUCUAUGAUGAAUGUCAGAACAAAUACGGGCAUGGAAAUGUGCACAAAUGGUUCUGCAAGGUGUUCGACCUUCUGCCAAUUGGUGCUCUUGUCGACGAUCAGACCCUUUGUGUUCACGGAGGAUUGUCGCCGGAUGUGCGAACAAUCGACAGUUUAUUGUCAUUGGAUCGAGCUCAAGAAGUUCCAAAUAGGGGACCUCUAUGUGAUAUAAUGUGGUCCGAUCCAGACGAUGAAGCUGAAGAAUGGAUGAUGAGUCAACGAGGAGCUGGAUGGCUCUUCGGUGCCAAAGUGACUCACCAAUUUUUGCAUAAUAAUGACUUGUUGCUUCUUUGCCGGUCGCAUCAGCUCGUUGAUGAAGGGUUCAAGUUUAUGUUCAACGAGAAGGUGGCCACGGUUUGGUCAGCACCAAAUUACUGCUAUCGGUGUGGAAAUGCUGCGGCGGUGUUCGCAAUCGACGGCGCUCAUCAUGAUGUGAAGUACUUCGCCGCGGUUCCGGAGGAGAAUCGCGAGAAGCCGGAACGCGUCGUGGCACCCUAUUUCUUGUAA
Messenger RNA from Caenorhabditis bovis, 1005 nucleotides. NCBI's taxonomy places the organism in Eukaryota, Metazoa, Nematoda, Chromadorea, Rhabditida, Rhabditidae. The record is from the annotation of a GenBank genome assembly.